AUGUCAAAUGGUACAAAGCAGACGCUUGCAGAAAGCACGAUGCAUGCCAAUGCCUUGUGCGUGGGAAUAUAUGCAGUUGUAGAGACGUUUCAGUGUUGCAGCAUGCAUAAGAUGGCUGUGAUUCAUUCUCCCCAUUGCUCUUCCCUCUUCGUAGUAAUGACGCUGCUCGUUUUUCGUUCAUCUCCAGCAUUACCUCAUGCUUUCUUUAUCUUUGGAGACUCCCUUGUUGAUGUAGGGAACAAUGACUAUCUUGUGACACUCUCCAAGGCCAAUGCUCCGCCAUAUGGUGUUGAUUUUGCAUUUUCUGGUGGCAAGCCAACUGGAAGGUUCACAAACGGGAGGACCAUUGCCGAUGUCAUUGGUGAAGCCUUGGGGCAGAAAUCUUUUGCUCCACCCUACUUAGCCCCAAACUCAAGUGCUGAAAUGAUGAAAACUGGUGUUAAUUAUGGCUCUGGCUCUUCUGGCAUAUUUGAUGAGACCGGCUCUUUUUAUAUUGGAAGAGUGCCACUAGGUCAGCAAAUCAGAUAUUUCGAAAAGACCAGAGCUCAGAUAAUGGAGACUUUGGGAGAAAAAGCUGCAACUGAGUUUUUGAAGAAAGCGUUAUUCACGGUUGCAGCAGGAUCCAAUGAUAUUUUAGAGUACCUUUCACCUUCAAUGCCAUUCUUGGGACGAGAAAAGUAUGAUCCUUCAGUUUUUCAGGAUUCCCUAGUUUCCAACCUGACAUUUCAUCUGAAGCGGUUAAAUCAACUGGGAGCAAGAAAAAUUGUUGUCGCUGACGUUGGGCCACUGGGCUGCAUACCAUAUGCUCGUGCUCUGGAGUUCAUCCCUGAAGGGGAGUGUUCAGCAUCUGCUAACCAACUCACUGAAGGUUACAACAAGAAACUGAAGAGGAUGAUCUACAGGUUGAACCAGGAAAUGGGCCCAGAGAGUAAAUUCGUCUACGCAAAUACGUACGAUAUCGUGAUGGAAAUCAUUCAGCAGUACCGUCACUUCGGUUUUGAGAAUGCGUUGGACCCGUGCUGCGGAGGCAGCUUCCCUCCAUUUCUCUGCAUCGGCAUUGCCAACUCAACAUCCACGUUAUGCAAGGACCGUUCCAAGUACGUCUUCUGGGAUGCGUUCCACCCGACAGAGGCCGUCAACUUCAUCGUCGCCGGUAAACUUCUCGACGGCAACUCCGUCGCUGCUUCUCCCAUCAACGUCCGCGAGCUGUUCCAGUAUAAAUAAAACUAGAGGUGUGCCUUGCCCUGGCAUCCAUGGUUGUUUGGCUGGCUGUAUUAACUACCAUCAUGUUUCUUAUGCGGUCUUCUCGGGUUAACUUGGACUGGACGCCACAGGCCCUUUAACGUGCAGAAUGUGACUUAAAGUGCCCUUUAC
Messenger RNA from Oryza brachyantha (malo sina), 1374 nucleotides. RefSeq names its product GDSL esterase/lipase At5g41890. The record is from RefSeq and is a predicted model, not a curated record. Lineage: Eukaryota; Viridiplantae; Streptophyta; Magnoliopsida; Poales; Poaceae. The transcript has 5 exons. Bases 1 to 1224 code for a protein of 407 amino acids. Gene Ontology annotation, molecular function: hydrolase activity, acting on ester bonds.